AUGGAAGGAAUGAAAGGAAACAGGAAUGAAGGAAUGGAUAGACAGGAAGGAGGAUGGAACAGAGCCCAGAAGGAGGAACAUCACAAGGAGACAGAGAUCCAGAAUCAAACAAGACACAGACUGAGCCAACUGAGACAAGAACAGCCCCAGCACAGGACAAGACACGAACGGACAGGAACACAGACACAGAGACACAGGAAGACAAGGAGGAGGAAGGACAGACAAACGAGCCACAAAGAAACGAGACACAGACAAGGAAAACGAGACAGACAGGAGACGCAUGGAAGACACAGGAACGACACAGACAGACAAACAUGGAAGGAAUGGAGGAAGACGAGACAGAAUGAGAAUGAGACACAACCUGAGGAACGGACAAGGACAAAGAAGGAAGAGGACAAACCAGACAACACCCAGGACAGAGACACAGGCACAGGAAUGAGACAGGAACACAAAGAGGACAAGGAGACAGGAAGGAUGGACCCAGUGAGACAAACAGGAACGGACAAGGAAAGGAGACAGGAAGGAGGAAUGACAUGGACAAACAGGACAGACAGCAGGAUGGAGGAAGGACAAAUGGAACAAAGAAAGAUGGAGAUAAAGAGGACAAGGACAGUGGAGGAAGAGAUAAACAGGGACACAAGACAGGAAGACAGGAAGGAGAACAGGAAAUGA
Molecule: messenger RNA, 672 nt
Organism: Haliotis rubra (blacklip abalone)
Lineage: Eukaryota; Metazoa; Mollusca; Gastropoda; Lepetellida; Haliotidae
Product: splicing factor U2af large subunit A-like
Exons: 2
Coding region: 1-672 (223 amino acids)
Source: RefSeq, a predicted model, not a curated record